AUGACCACGCCCUCUGAUGGCGAGCCCCAGAACGCAGCAGCCUUUCAGGCCUCUGAUCCGUCCAUAGACGAAGCUGAGCAGUGUCUGGAUACCUUCAGGUCCAUCUAUCUGCCGGCCUUUCCGUGCCUGUAUAUCCCGCCCACGAUGGACGCAAUGACGCUGCGCGCACAGAAACCUUUUCUCUGGCUUUGCAUCAUGGCAGUCACUCUACCCUUCCCGGCUCGGCAGCUGGCCCUCAGCGAAAGGGCCAGGGCGUACAUCUCGCAGAGGCUUGUCAUCGCUCAGGAGCGCAACAUGGAUCUUCUUCAGGGGUUGAUCGUAUUCAUUGGCUGUCUACGAUCUUCACCUUCACAGGUCUGGGAGUCAGGCAAAUCUCGUCUUGUCCUGCUUCAAGGUCGCCAGAAAUUCAUUCGAGAAACCCCCGACGCCUCGCAAUCCGACCAUGGAAGAGCGCCGAGCCACAUUCUGCGUCUUCAUCCUGAACUCAAUUGUGAGACCUUGCGGUGGACAAGCCUAAUGGACGAGAGCGCUCGUGUCUUGGACGAGAACCCAGAGUGGCUUGGGGAUCGUGUUCUAGUCCUCCAGGCCAAGCUUCAACUCGUCAUGGAACAGUGCACACAGGCCGACCGACUGGCACAGGAGGAUGGCGUCCGAGUCAGCGCCAUGGGUGCCCGCUAUCAUGAAGCGCUCGCUGCUCGAAUCGGAGAGAUAGAACGCUCCAUAUCUCUAGAACUUCGUCAAUUGAAUUCUGUCGUCGGGCCGUUGAGCACAGCCAAGCUGUUGGUCGCGGAUGCGUGUGUGUCUAGCACGCCGCUCACUUCCCCCAACCUGGUCAACUUGGAUCGCCUGGCCAACCUCGAGCAAUGUCUCCAGUCCAUCAAAACAUUCUUCGAUAGUCUUCUGACCGUUCCCAUGUCACAGUAUCCUGGCUUCUCCUUCCAGGACUUUAUACACAUGGUCCAGAUGCAAGUCUCCCUGUUCGGGCUGUCCAUGCUCAGGGAGCCAGGAUGGGAUCUCUUGGCGGUUCGGCGUUCUGUCAAUCUUCUCGAUUACACAGACCGCAUCAUCAGCAAGAUUGCCGAGGUUCCGAGAACGAGGGGUAUUAUUGUCGAUGAAGAAAACCUCGACAUAUUUACACGGACGACGCGGAUCCUUGGCAAUAUGCGCGCGUCUUGGGCGGCCGAGAUGAACAAGAGCGACGCCCCCGUUGUCCAGUCGGCGCCCGUACCAGAAGCGGCGGAGACCUUUCCGGACCCUGUAGCUGCCGAGGCUCCUGACUUCACGAACAUUCUUCUUUCCGACGACACCACAUGGCUCAAUGAUCUGUUAAUGCCGUGGGACGAGGGAACGUUUGGUCUCUAG
This is a messenger RNA of Thyridium curvatum, 1362 nucleotides long. RefSeq lists its product as uncharacterized. Gene Ontology annotation, molecular function: DNA-binding transcription factor activity, RNA polymerase II-specific; transcription cis-regulatory region binding. Lineage: Eukaryota; Fungi; Ascomycota; Sordariomycetes; Thyridiales; Thyridiaceae. The transcript is spliced from 4 exons. Gene Ontology annotation, biological process: regulation of DNA-templated transcription. The record is from RefSeq and is a predicted model, not a curated record. Bases 1 to 1362 code for a protein of 453 amino acids. Gene Ontology annotation, cellular component: nucleus.